Talaromyces stipitatus ATCC 10500 is the source of this 909-nucleotide messenger RNA. RefSeq lists its product as uncharacterized. NCBI's taxonomy places the organism in Eukaryota, Fungi, Ascomycota, Eurotiomycetes, Eurotiales, Trichocomaceae. The transcript is spliced from 2 exons. Bases 52 to 909 code for a protein of 285 amino acids. Gene Ontology annotation, molecular function: RNA binding. Gene Ontology annotation, cellular component: U2 snRNP; catalytic step 2 spliceosome; precatalytic spliceosome. Gene Ontology annotation, biological process: mRNA splicing, via spliceosome. The record is from RefSeq and is a predicted model, not a curated record.
GAGAUCCUCCAACGGUAUUUGAUCCCUACAGUAUUUGCUGUGUGUGCUGCGAUGAAUUCCAUACGUCAAAUACAAGCGCUGAACAAGCGUGAGCUUGAAAAUGCCGUACCACCCGAAGCAUCCUGGCAUGCCGACUAUCGUGAUACAGCAUACAUCUACAUAGGUGGCCUACCGUUUGACCUGUCCGAAGGCGAUAUUGUUACGAUUUUCUCCCAGUAUGGCGAACCGGUCCACGUCAACCUCGUACGCGACAAAGAUACAGGCAAGAGCAAAGGUUUCGCCUUUCUCAAAUACGAAGAUCAGCGAAGCACCGAUCUUGCGGUAGACAAUUUGGGCGGUGCGACGGUAAUGGGGCGUGUUCUCCGAGUUGACCAUACGCGAUACAAGAGGAAAGAUGGAGAGGAAGAGGAAGAUAAUGUAGCGACAAUCAUGGGUUCAACUACCGGACAUAGAGAUGAAGACACAGAUACUGAACGAAGAGAUCGGAAGAGCUGGCGGAAAGGAGGAGACACUGACGAAAAUGACGUGGAAGAGCCGUCGCGGCCAAUGCUCAAGGAAGAAAUAGAAUUGGUGGAGUUGAUGCGAGACCAUGAUGACGAAGAUCCUAUGAAGGAAUAUCUAAUUCAAGAGAAGAAGGAGGAAGUUGCAAGAGCUCUUGAGAACUUGAAAUCGAGGGAGAAGAAAUCAUCUAGUCGACGAAAAGAUAGCCGCGAACGCUCGCAUAAACAUCGCCAUCAUCAUCAUCAUCAUCAUCACCGCCGCAGGCGAAGUGAUGAACGGUCCCGUGAGAGAUCGCACAGGGAACUAGACGACGGCAGUCGCAGAGAACGACACCGUCGCGAACGAUCAGAGUCUCCUCACCGAAGACAAGAAAGGUCUAGGGAACGGUCUAGACGGGAACGAGAUUAA